Euleptes europaea (tarantolino) is the source of this 3408-nucleotide messenger RNA. RefSeq names its product sodium/hydrogen exchanger 10-like. Bases 1 to 3408 code for a protein of 1135 amino acids. Gene Ontology annotation, biological process: proton transmembrane transport. The transcript is spliced from 25 exons. Gene Ontology annotation, cellular component: membrane. Gene Ontology annotation, molecular function: monoatomic ion channel activity; sodium:proton antiporter activity. The record is from RefSeq and is a predicted model, not a curated record. NCBI's taxonomy places the organism in Eukaryota, Metazoa, Chordata, Lepidosauria, Squamata, Sphaerodactylidae.
AUGGAUAUUGGAUAUUCAACAGUACAUUCAACAGAGAAAAAAGUUUCAGUUACUUUCUAUAGAGUUGUUUUGAGGUUCUAUAAAAGCACUAUUGAUUACAUAGUAAUAUUAAUAAUUGUAAUAUUCUUUUCAGCCUUGUUGCGAACUGUUUUGAAAGAUGCAAGAAUUCUUAUUCUUAUUAUAAUGUGUUUCAUAGGACUUGCCCUUGGAAUGUCAGCACAUUAUAUACACAAGUUACAGUUGAUCAAGACAGUUGCAAACGUACAUCCUGUAUUAUUCCUUCAUCUGUUUACACCAGUUAUAAUAUUUUCAGCCGCAUUUGACAUGGAUUUUUAUAUAUUUCGAAAAUCAUUUUGGCAGGUAUUGGUCCUUGCAGUUCCUGGAUUUUUGUUGAAUAGUGCUCUCAUUGGUGGAUUAACUUAUAAAAUCAAUAGGUAUGACUGGAAUUGGGAUGCUAGCAUGCUAUUUGGAAUAAUACUUAGCACAACAGACCCUAUCCUCUCAGUGAUUUCUGUAAAAAACAUAGGGCUUUCAAAAAUAGUAAUCAACAUAAUUACAGGAGAGUCUUUGUGUAAUGAUGCUGCCACAUCAAUUCUUUUUGAUCUAUAUCGUGACCUUGUGGAGAAUGUCCACACAGAGAUCGCUACAGAGAUUUUCGUAAAAUUAACUCUAAAAUUUUUUGCAAGUGUUAUAUUUGGAUUUUUGUCAUCAAGAGUUGUUUUGUUUUGUUUGAAACACGUAUUCAAUGAUAAAAUAGUUGAAGUAAUUUUAAGCUUCUCGAUGGCAUAUGUCAUUUUCUUCCUUGCUGAAUGGGCUGGAAUGUCUGGAGUUAUUUCUGUUACUAUUUUGGGUCUUCUUUUAGAUUCUUUAAGCUUUAGUCCAGGAACAGAAAUAUUUCUUUAUCAGUUCUGGUCAAUGAUGACAUUUUUGGCUCACCUUAUGAUAUACCUUAUCACAGGACUUGUGGUAGCUCAAAAAAUAUUUCUGCACAUGAAUAUCCGUAUUUUAUUUUAUGUUGUGACAGUCUACCUUUCAAUAAAUCUUACAAGGGCUUUAGUUAUUUUUGCACUUAGCCCUUUGUUGAGUCGUCUUGGCUAUGGAUUUAAUUGGCGUUGGGGAGCUGUUAUUGUUUGGAGUGGAAUGAGGGGCACAUUUACUUUGAAUAUGGCUCUUGCUAUUGGUCAAGAAGAAGGUCUAGAUAAACAGCAGUGGAAGAACAUGGUAUUAUUGCAUGCAGGAACCGUAUCUUUAUUGACCUUGAUGAUUAAUUCUACCACUGUGGAAAAGUUAGUUGUGACUUUAGGUCUUUGUGAUGUUACUCCUCCAAAGCGAAUGGCUAUGAGUAACGCAGUUCAGCGUAUCAUUCAAAUGGAGACACACAGCUUUUCGUUGCUGAAACUUGACAGAUAUUUGGCUGAUGCAAAUUGGGCAAUGGCUAAAGAAACAAUUAGAAUUGAUUACCCUUAUAAAGUGAAUGCCCAGCUGUUCCAAACAAUUAAAUGUCCAGAGUGUGAUAAUGAUGUUUCACGUGAGAGGAAUUCUCAACAACUUGCUGACUUAAUGGAAGAAGCCCGAUUGCGUCUCUUAAAUGCUCAAAUAGCCAAUUAUCAGAAGCAAUACAACACUGGAAUACUUAACCAAGAAGCUGCCCACACAUUGAUUGGUGUAGCAGAAAACUAUGUUGAUUUCAAAGGAAAGUUUAUGAAUAUCCAAGAAGUAAAGACAUACUGGGAAAGUAAAGGAUUACUGGUAACAAUUAAAAACUGGCUCAUGGAUUGGUCUUAUAAUGUAAAAGAAGAAAAAUCUAAGCCAUCAAGAAACAAGUUUCUGAAGAUGUGCCAUCAUACAGUAUUCAUGGAUGAAUUUGAAAAUACAAGUGCUGUCGUAACAUUACUGAAUAUCUGCCCUAUUCUUUUUCAUUUUAUACCAGGAAUUACCGUAGACUUUCAUGAACAACUAAAAAUGUGCAACUACUAUUUUCUGAGUUUGUAUAUAAUUGAAGCAACAAUGAAGGCUUCAGCGAUGGGGAAGACAUACCUCUAUCAUCACUGGAACCAGUUUGACCUUUUAAUUAUAACAGUGGGAAUUAUAGAUGUCAUCGUUAUAAAUGUCCUUAAGCAAAGUAAUCGAGAAUAUUAUAUGUUAAAUACCAUCAAUGUAUUCCGAAUUUUUCGUCUUCUAAGAAUUCUGCGACUCUUGAAGAUUGUGAUACCCAAAGUGAUUACCUUGCUGGAUAAACAAAUAAACAAACAGCUCACUUUUCGGUAUGAUAUUGCCAAAGGAUAUGUUCAGGGUGAAGAAAAUAUAAGCUGUUUAAUUGAGCAGAUAGCUGGCCAUGAAAUAGUUUAUAGGGAUUUUAAAAAAAUAUUUGAUAAGAACAAACAAGAUGCCAUGAAGGAGUUAGGACUAAUGCAGCAUGAGUAUCCAGAAAUUGUUACUGCUGUGAAAACUAAACAAGCAGUCCAAACAGUGCUAAACGCAGCUUUUGAAACUCUUAAAUUCAUGGUAUCUGGAGGAAUUGUUAAUGAAUAUGAAGGAAGAGAACUGCAUGAGAUGAUCCUAUUAAAACAAAAACAGCUUGCAAUGCUUCCACCUAUGAUUGCACCACCUACUGCAGAGGAACUUCUACGCAAUGUCAUGUGGUUACAGAAUGGCAAAGACCGCAUAGACUUUAUUCAGAAAAAAGCAAGAAUUAUUUGUUAUGACUAUGGAGAUAUCAUAUGUGAAGAAGGUGAACUUCCACGUGGCAUUCAUUUAAUUACAUCAGGAAUGACAAAGGUGUAUGGUUCCACUCCGCGUUAUGGAGUUGAGAAAGAUUUGUAUGAACAAAGACAUCCAACAAGACUUCCUUAUACAGAUUAUUUGGUCACUGGGGCCAUAAUAGGAGAGCUAAACUGCCUAACUAAGCAAGAAAUGGAAUAUAUGGUAACUUGUGAAACUGCUGUGCAGACAUGUUUUAUCUCUAUAGAGGAUUUGUUUGAAGCUUUUGAUAAGUUUUUGGAAUGUCCAUCUUUAGAAUAUAAAAUAUGGCUGAAACUUGCUCUUGAGGUUGCUCUCAAAACUUUCAAGGAAAACCUUCCUUAUGAGGACUGGUCAUACAAAAUGUGUGAGCAGCUUUCUAACUUGUAUGUGCUAGAUGUACCCAAUCACACCAAACAUGAUAUUUAUGAUGGGACUAUGGAAUAUGUUAUUCUUGUACAUGGAACGGUACAAGACUGUCAGAUACUACAACUUUUUUGUGCACCAUGCAUUUUACCUAAAACCUGCCACCAGGUACAAGGUACUGCGGCAACAUCAAAGCUAUUUAUUGUACGAACAGUAGAGCCUCUGAAGUUGAAGGACCCUGGAAAAUUAAGCAGCAUUUGCCAAAUUCAUACAGCAGCUCGGAGGCCGGGUAUCCUUAAGUGA